AGAACAUGCCUUCGACUUCAAGGACUACAGGUACGAUGAGAUGUAAUAAACAACCCAUUGAAAUACAUUAUGAAUACCUUUAUCUGUACCUUUACAGCAUCGGCUUAUUAUUGGACAGCCUGCAAGAAGCCGAAGAUCAAAGACGAACGAUAAACGGUGCCCACGUAGAGAUAAUCGAUCGAUCGUUAGAAAUACACGAAACUCGACUAACAGAUGCCGACACACUCUUCUAUGGAAAUGUAAAAACGGCGUUAGCCGAUAAAACCUUUCAGUUUGAAAAUAUCAAUUAUUAUCGAAAUAAGAAAGAAACUGCUUUACGAAAAAUUAACUUGUUCUUAAAUCAUCGAGAUGAAAAUGCAUCGAAUGUCGCGAGAAGUACUGCCAUUAGUAAAAUCAACACAUUCGUGGAAGAUAGAGAAAACGAAAAAAGGGUAGUUACAACGCAACUUCAAAAAAGAUUAGAGAAUCUAUGGAACGAUUUGCGAAAUGUUUUUUCUGAUUAUCGUAAAAGUACAGAAGAUCGACGAAAAGGUUACGAGAUCGUCAGAAAAAAGGAUCAGAUCGAUCAACAAAUGAUAACUCGACAAAAUAUGCGUAUCGCGAUUCUUCUCGACGAGAUCAUGAAAUUUCGUAGCAAGAUUAAUUCUUACAAGAUAGAAUCUAUAAUUGAACUACAAGAAAUGACAAAAGAAUCAAAUUUCUUUCAUAAUGCCUAUCGAGAGACGAACGAACGUUUUAUCUUUGGUUGCAGGAAAGAUAAACAUAAAACAAUGACGAUGUCUAAGGAAUAUAAUAACAGUGUGAAAUACAUAAAAAGUUUGAUGAUCAAAGCUGAACGUAUACUCGCUUAUAUGCAAAUGUGUCGAAAAUACGAGACACAAGAUGAAAAAGUACUUCCAAUGAUUGAUGAUCAUCCUAUGCAAUUACCAACAACCGAUAAUAAUAUACUUCCACUUCAAACAUCUAUGAAAGACUUUCAAUAUCUCAUUAAUUUUUGGCGUCGACUAAAUUUUGCGCAAAUAAUCACCAACGAAUUACGUACAGAAAAAUGCCGGUUACUGAUACAAGCAAACUAUUUACGAAAAUUGAUGAAAUGCUACCUUAUUGAUGAGACAAGUCCGAUGCAGUUCGAAGCAUAUGUUUCGACAAAUCAAUGAAUAGUACACAUAACAAAGGUCUACUAAAAAUCGGUUUAUUAUCAUCAAGUACAAGUGUGAUGGUACUCAUAUACCAUUGAAAAUGACGUGAUUAUAUCAAUUUCUUCUCAGAGGUAUUCUCACGUACUUACAUGAGAUCAUAAAAGUUAGAUCAUAAUAAAGAAUCAAAAAUGCAGUAAUAUGAACAACUUGUGUAAGAAUUUCAAAUUUCUUAUGCAUUCCUAUAACAAGCAUACAGUGUACCGAUAAACAUGAGACGUGUAGAGUACAGCUUGCUUUUAAUAAAUAGAAUUGUUCAUAGCUGCAAUAAUUCAUUAUAAUCACAAAUCUAACUUAUUUCGCAUAUGAUUACGAUGAAAAAUAUAUAUGCAUAUUGCUUAUCGGUAGUACGAAACCGAUCGUAGUUUACACUACACAA
This is a messenger RNA of Bombus pyrosoma, 1575 nucleotides long. RefSeq names its product dynein regulatory complex subunit 2-like. The transcript is spliced from 5 exons. Lineage: Eukaryota; Metazoa; Arthropoda; Insecta; Hymenoptera; Apidae. The coding region runs from base 6 to 1157 and encodes 383 amino acids. The record is from RefSeq and is a predicted model, not a curated record. Gene Ontology annotation, cellular component: axonemal dynein complex; axoneme. Gene Ontology annotation, biological process: cilium-dependent cell motility; regulation of cilium movement; axonemal dynein complex assembly.